GUCAAUCUGUCUGAACCUAUCCUUUCAAGAUUUGAUGUUCUGUGUGUUGUGAGAGAUGAAGCUGACCCUAUGCAAGACCAAAAAUUGGCUGAAUUUGUUGUUCAAUCGCACCGAAAACAUCACCCAUCUCGUGUUGCUGCGGGUGAUUUUGAUGGAGUAUCAGAAUCUGAUCCAUCUCUUGGUGAUGUAGAACCUAUUCCACAAGAUCUUUUGAAGAAGUACUUAGUGUAUGCUCGUGAAAAUGUCCAUCCCAAACUGCAGAGUAUGGAUCAGGAUAAAGUUGCAAAAUUAUACAGUCAGCUGAGGCAAGAAUCUUUG
This is a messenger RNA of Gryllus bimaculatus (two-spotted cricket), 318 nucleotides long. The record is from the annotation of a GenBank genome assembly. NCBI's taxonomy places the organism in Eukaryota, Metazoa, Arthropoda, Insecta, Orthoptera, Gryllidae.